This is a messenger RNA of Triticum aestivum (bread wheat), 2352 nucleotides long. Its product is annotated as histidine-containing phosphotransfer protein 1. NCBI's taxonomy places the organism in Eukaryota, Viridiplantae, Streptophyta, Magnoliopsida, Poales, Poaceae. Bases 1278 to 2117 code for a protein of 279 amino acids. Gene Ontology annotation, molecular function: protein histidine kinase binding; histidine phosphotransfer kinase activity. Gene Ontology annotation, biological process: phosphorylation; cytokinin-activated signaling pathway; phosphorelay signal transduction system. The record is from RefSeq and is a predicted model, not a curated record. The transcript is spliced from 10 exons. Gene Ontology annotation, cellular component: nucleus; cytoplasm.
UCUGAAAUGGCCAUUGCAGUUUUCAAUGCAAUCCUCAAUCUGUCUUUCCAUGAAAGAAUGUUCUCAUUCUGGCCAUGAAGAUGAUAUUUAGUCUCAAACUACCCUUUGGAUGAAAAUUUUGGACUUCUUUUUCUCUGGGAAACAAUUUUGGAUUUGUUGAUGGCCAGUUGGCCGCUGUGUGUUGAUCACUGCAGAGGAUGCAGUUUUGAUCUAGUUUGUUGGUUUCUUUGCUCUUGUUCUUCUAUGCUGAAAAUCUUUGUCCUUCCUGUAGUAGCUUUGUUUAUAAGAUACUAACUGUUCUGAAAGCGUGUCAUUGUUUACUAGUAAUUUUAUCAGUUUAUUUUUUUGUUUACUUGUCUCAUGUAUUUUCUGAUGGCCCACUAAAUGGCUGAGUAGUAGGGGCCAGUAGCAUUUGUGUUCACAGCCUACUUGUAUAACACUAUGUAACAGAUGUUUCGAAUGCUCUGGUAUUCGACUAUUCGUACAGGAGAACAAAUUGAUUAUUGUAUGCUAUGGUGCUGAAAAGCAUAGGGCAUUUCAUACAAUAAGGGAGCUUAUGUUAUGGUAACUUUGAAAAGGGUUAUGACAUUACCAUGUUAAUUUCUGCCAUAUCAUUUAGCUUCUAUUCCAUAAUAGCACUAUCUAUAUAGAUAGUGAGGGCAUCUUUAUGUACCAUCAUUUUUGCUUAUUUCUAUCUUGAAAGUCGGAAUAGGAGAAGGAAAAAAGCCGCAUGAGAUGAAUCUUGCAGAAAUUCAAACAUAGUAAUUACUCCCUCUGUAAAGAAAUAUAAGAGGGACCUGCGCGAGGAUGGUGCACAUUUGCUUGUUCCUGAUGUGAGGCUGUGGAAGUUGGAAGAAAUGAGAUGUUAGGUGUGUAUGCUUACUGUAAGGCAAAAGAUAUGGUUCAUGCUAUACUGGCGAAGAGAUGUGACUUUAAGAUCAGCUGUGUGUCCCUUCUCUGGUGCUUGUUGAAAUUAUAGAAACAAGAUCAAUAGGCGAGGGGAACAGGUUGCUCAAUGAAGCAACUUACCAUCAGGUGAAAUGUGCUGAAAGUGGAUGUAGAUGGCGCUUUUUUCUUCUUCCAGGAAACGAAGUGAAACAUGGUGGCUAUGGCUUUGCUGUAUUAUAGUGCAUGGAUUCACAAGGCCCUGUUAGGUGAUGAUGCCUUGAAGCUUCAGUGACAAGAAUGGCUUGACAGUGGCACAAGUUCUAUUCAGGGAAGCUCCUACUUUUCUCUUUUUUGAAUUAUGCAAGAGAUAAAAACUCACAGAAGAGGCCAUGAUGAGCAAUCGACGCGGCGAGGAUCAGGAGAAUGAGAAGAGCAGCAACUGGGGGAUGAUCACAGAGGAGAGCCCAAUGAUCGCGCUACUCCAGAGCAAACUCUGUAAGGUUGUUUACCAACUGAAGUUUACACAAAGAGGCGAGCCUAAUGAUGAGAGAUUCAGGGGAUUGAACAGGGGUCGCGUUGGGUUUGAACAUGACAGGAAAUCGGCGAAGCAUGGCAGCUGGGCCUUUGCUAUGCUCACUAAGCGUGAUUCUGAUGCCCUGAAACGACAUUGGUGGGGGCUUUGUUCAGAGAAGAAGCUCCUUCUGGGGCUUUGCAUUGCGGGAUUCCAUGGUCAGCUCAGCUCUGAACAAACAAAACAAGUUGAGCGAACAAUCAAUUCGAUGUGGCUUGCUUGGCUCGACCACAACACGCAAACACCGACCAGUGGCGCUCGCAAAGUACUCCCUCCAUUCCUAAAUGGUUUGCUGGACGAUCAGUUCCAGGAGCUGCAGAUGCUCCAGGAAGGGAGCGCCCCAGACUUCAUCGACAAGGUUGUCACGCUCUUCUCUGAGGAUGGCGAGCGUAUCAUCGGCGAGAUCGCCAAGCUGCUGGACAAGCCAUGUGUGGACUAUCACAAGGUGAGCCGUUUUGUGCUUGAACUCAAGGGAAGCAGUGCAUGUAUUGGUGCUCAGAGAGUGAAGAACAGUUGCAUUCAGUUCCAUCAGUGUUGUCAGGAGAAGAGCAGAGAUGGGUGCCUGAACUCACUGGAUUCUGUGAGGAAUGAUUUCUAUGAUGUGUGCAGCAUGUUCAAGCCACAUGCUUCAGGUCCAAGCCUUAAUCCUAAACUGUAGACUUGAGCGAUAAAGCUGGAGCUGCAUGUUUCUGAUGGUACAACACCUUUGAAGUCGUGGAACCAUGCUCAACCUAGCUUAUAUAGCUUGGAGUCAUUUGCUUAUGUGGGGUCUGUAGCUGCCUAGCGGCAAGCUAAUCAUCUACUAGUAUCGAUGUCUUUGUUAUUGUUCGCACUUUCAUUUGGAAUUCUCAGUGGUCAAAUAAAAAAUUCCGCUGUGGUUGUUUUGUGGAUUA